This is a messenger RNA of Durusdinium trenchii, 2532 nucleotides long. The record is from the annotation of a GenBank genome assembly. NCBI's taxonomy places the organism in Eukaryota, Dinophyceae, Suessiales, Symbiodiniaceae.
AUGGCAAAGAUCGAGCAGUUCAGCAAUCAAGAUUUGUCUAACACAUCCUGGGCCUUUGCCAAGUUAGCGAUCUCCAAUGCCAUGAUGAUGACGGUCAUUGCCAAGAAGCUUGUAUCGAUGGUGAAGGAUUUGAUCCCCCAGGAUCUGGCCAACACGGCCUGGUCCCCGCCGUCUUUCGAGGCCUGGGCCUAUGCAACCCUGGGCUUACCGGACAGCCAUUUGAUGGAUCAGAUUCUGGCCGAGGCUCAGCUCUGCUGCACUGUUUCAAUCUCGCCGUGGGCCUGUUCUGUUCUGCUAGCUGCUUCCAGCUUCUACCGGCUGGCACAUGCCAUCGUGCGGAAGGCCACCACUUUCCGAGUGAGCAUGAGUCCUAUUGGAGACUUUGAUGGUCAGGGCUUGGCCAAUGUGGCGUGGUCCUUCGCGGUCUUGGGCUUCAAAUGGCGGGCGGUCGUGGUUUCGGGAUACUUCGCGGCGGUGUGGGCGGUGGACCUGGGAAAAGGUCCCAAGCUCUCGGAGGCCAUCCUCUCGGCUGCCCGGGUGAAGAUCGAGUCACUGUCUCCUCAGGAGACGGAGCUGGCGAAUCUCGCUUGGUCGUGGGACGUCACCGGAGAGACCGAGCGGUUGCGGGUCUUCUUGCAGUUGGCCAUCCCGCGUUUCAUCGCCAUCGAGGGCUUCUCGGAUGUCGCGGCCACCACUGACCUGGUCAACAUCGCCAAGCGUCACGAAUACCAGUGUCGCAGACCAUUGGAGACGGAAUUUCGCCGACGUCUCUUUCAGCCCUUGCUGAAAGCACUUCAGAAAUGCGCCAGCGCCGGGCUUCACAUCGUUGAUGCCGUGGAUGAGUUGGAGACCGAAGUGCAGCGGGUUGGACUUACGAACUUUGGCUAUGUGUACGCUCGGGAUGCCAUUGGCGAUCUAGGUUUUCGAAGCCGGCCCAGCGACGGAGCCACAGCUCCCGACUGGGUGCUGGAAGCUCGGGCGUUGGCUCGAAAAUACCUGGAAGAAUGGCGGAUGCCUGGUACAGAGAACAUUGUGGCCGUCGUGUCCUAUGAGCUCUGCUACCGUGGUGAGAUCCUGCGGCAGGAGCCCAAGGUGGUGACGAACGGCUGGGCGGAAGGAGUUCAUGAUGACGUGAAGGCCAUGUUACGGCCGGUCGAUGCGCGCGGCUGGUCGUGCGAAUCCUACAGCGAACGAGUCGCUCUGCUAGAGCUGCUAGAGGCAGCUCGAUGCCAAUUUGGUGAUGACUCGAUCUCCGAGAUGUCGGGGUGGCUUCGCAUGUACCAUUCGCAUCACACCAGCGUGACUGGCUUCAGCAUUUUCUGUCAGUUUCGGAGACAGGUUCCUCAGGUCGACUUCGAGCUGGACUACGAUGGUGGCUGGUACACCUGGGCUGGAAAGCCGCGACCGUUAAUGACGCUCUCCGGCGUGACAAAGCAGGAGGCAUUUUGCUGGAUCUUAUUUGGCUCCUCCAAUGCAACGACCGUGAUACGCUUUGCGCACGGAGAACCUUUAUUACAAUUGCUUCUGGCGCUUUUCACUUAUUGGAGUCUUUAUUCUGCCUCGGCAGACUACUCCACGCGCUUCAACACGGAUGGAUUGGACCACGGGCUCUUCUACAUGCUGCUUGCGAUUUGCAUCUUUGUUAUGGAUGUGAAUUGGACAGGCAAUAUACUGGCGUCUGGCAAUGCAGCCGCCCGUUCGCUGCACCUGUCCUUCUUGGCAGGAUGCUACUUGCUGCUUGGCUUGAUGCACCUCAGGGUGGCACUUGGUCUCCGAAGAUGUCGCAAGUUUGCCGUCUAUCACAUGCUUCUCAAUGUGGUCAGUGUGAUCUUCUAUCUGGUGGCUGCGCGCAGCUCUGAAACUUCUUGCAAGGUGCUGUGCUGGUUUGCCUGUGCGCCGCUCUUCUUGCUCAGGACCUGUGGGAUUCCUUUUAUCCAACACAUCGACCAGAUCACGAAGCAGAGAAAUGCUCAAGAUUACAUCAAUCGAGCGCAGUCGGUGAUGAUCACCACUCUGGCUUUGGUGGUGAAGUGCGUGGUGAAAGGAGUGAAGCCAGGCGAAAUUGGGAUCGGCAACUGGGACCUGCUACUUUUGUCACUGGUGUUGGUAUUGCUGACAAAGCUUUUGAUGUUUGAUGCUCGAUUUGCCGAUACCAAGUGGCAUGCUGUACGAUGCUUGAAAAGUAGCUGGCGUCCAACCGUCUUUCUAAGCCUUGUUCCUGUGGCUAUGGCCGGGGUGAUGAUGAUGGCUGCGGGAUGCUUUCUCAUACUCGACCUCGAGUUUCAGGACUAUGACCGGGGAGAAGCCCAGAAAUUCGACCGUGAUGCGGGCCAUCAUCUCAACUGGGGUUUUGGCUUGAUGCUUCUGUCAGUGACCGUAAUGCGGCUCCUGCACAACCGCCCGGAGCUUCCUGGGCGCAUUGCGCGGAUGUGGCAGGUGCAGGUGAUCUUUCAGCUGACCUUGGCGUUUAUCUCAUUUUCCUUCCAUGUCACCACAGGCCGUGAGGGUCUCUACCGCGCAGCCACUUGGUGA